Molecule: messenger RNA, 1609 nt
Organism: Frieseomelitta varia
Lineage: Eukaryota; Metazoa; Arthropoda; Insecta; Hymenoptera; Apidae
Product: jerky protein homolog
Exons: 2
Coding region: 1005-1505 (166 amino acids)
Cellular component (GO): nucleus
Molecular function (GO): DNA binding
Source: RefSeq, a predicted model, not a curated record
UAUCUGUCUUUUCAUUUGCCUCCGUAAUAAAUUUUUGAAAUUGUAAAUUGGACUUUAUGGACACCCUGUAUAUCUCGAGGACGUUGAAAUCGGCAAAAAUUUUUCCCUCAAAGUAGUUUCAAACUCAUAAUUUUGACAACUUGAAUGAUCCUAAACGUCAAAUGCAACGCGUUUGCAAAAACGAUAACCAAACACACAGCCAAUAUCGAAAAAUAUUGAUUCCAUUGACGUGAUGUGUCAGUUGCCGGAAAUUUCAAAUAAAUCAACGUUCAUCAUGAGGCACGCAAGGAUCAAAUAACCGGUAACCGAAGGGUCGAAUGGACGAGCAGCACAAGCCCUGGCUUCGUCAUUUCUUUAUUAUUUCUGUUUCACUCCCUGAUUCGCAAUCAACGCGUAUGGCAUGAGGUAAUCAACAAAGAAAGGAGAAAGACAGAGAUAGGAAGAGAGAGAGAGAAAGAGAGAGGAGCAGGUGUUAGGUGUAUAGCAUACACGCGCACCGGUCCAAGAGAACACAGGGCCCAUUCUUCACGGACCACGGGCCUCGUUGCCAGCAAUUUCCUUUUUCUUCGGCUGCGGCAGAUGUGCCUGCUGGCCGGUGCAAAGGCACGCGGUACGAUAUACGAGAUAACGAAGAUUGUACGAAGGAUACUCUAGAGUGGAGCAAGGCAGGCAAGCUGCCAUUUAAACUCUCCCUCUGUAAAUUAUCGUAUUAACGAAGCAUUUUGUCGAAUUUGUCUUAUCGUUCGCUUCAAAACAUUAUACUAAUGUGCAAAAUCAUCUACAUUCAAAAUAUUGAUGAAAAAGGUGAAAGCAAUGCACGAGGAAAAUGGCGACCCAUUCUGUUUCACACCAUGUAGAGGCUGACUUUGGCGGUUCAAAAAAAAAUUAUAAUCCAACCCGUGCAAAUAUCUACAGUGAGAGAGACGAUACGGACGAAACCAUUUAUACAACAAUAUUUGCAAAUACAGGAAGAAUUUGAAAUCGGUGAUGAUAAUCUGCAUCACAUGGACGAAACAAGUUUAUUUUGGAGGAUGCUCCCCAAGCAGGUACUGACGGGUGCAAAUGAAAAAGGAGUUAAAAGAGAGUCGGAGGAAAAGAUUAAAUAUGAUAAAGCUACACUAGCGUUAUGUUCAAACGCAACCGGAAGCCACAGGCUACCCUUACUUGUGAUCAACAAACAUGAGAAACCUAGAGCGCUAAAGCACUGUAUAAAUCAUUUACCUGUGAAAUACACUCACAACGAGAAUGCCUGGAUGAAUACCGAAAUUUUUCAAUUCUGGUACCACAAUGAGUUUAAACCCUACGUUAGGAGGCGGCAAUUGGAAGAAAAUAAUAAUGGUAAGGUUUUACUGAUAGUAGACAACUUUAGUAGCCAUAAUUUACCAGAGGAGGAAAUGGACAAUGGUCAUUUCAAACUCAUGUUUUUACCGCCCAAUACCAGUUCCCUGAUCCAACCAAUGGAGCAAGGUGUAAUUACAAGAUUUAAAAAAACGAUUCCGGCAUAGAUUGUUACAACGCUUCUUUCAAUAUGAAAACGGACCGUCAGAAUUCUAUGCCGAUUAUGACAUAAAGGAUUGUAUAGACUUAAUAAAUGAAACGUGGAACGCUA